GACUGACACAGCCCCUUCAGCCACAGAUGUUAUUUAUCUUCCAUCCCUGAAUGUCGCAGCCUAGUCAAAACAGCAACCAGAUACGAUUACGACAUCCCGAAGGCUUAGCCACCCAAAAUAGCGGGACCCACGGGUCGCAGAUGCCCCGCCAUUGUUGAUGCCUUCAUUUUUCGGUCUUUUGUCGCCCUACGUCAGUCAGCUCCAUUCUCAUAUUAAUAUCCUGCUUAUUCUCCCGCCUGUCAACAAUCACACAUAAGUACACCGUCUCUCCUAAAGACACACUCUUCCUGAUUAUACCCUCCUAUCCCCUCCUACCCUCCCAACACCCUCACAAUGUCACAACCAUCCACCAACACAAACAGCCACAAGAUGUGGGACAAAACCAAAACCUACGGCAAAAUGGGCUUCGACAAAGCCUGGGGCGCCCUCGACAAGCUGGGCGCCCCCGUCAACAGACUCAGCAAUAAGUUGGGCUCCGAGGCCUUCUGGCCCAUGACCCUCGACAAAGAAAGUGAAAAGGUCGCCCGGAUUCUCCGCAGUUUCUGCAAAGAUGGCGUGUACGUGGACGAACCAGCCGCGGACACUGCACCUCCUGUCAACAGCAACGAAGCAUCAUCAUCGAAACAGAAGAUUGACAAGCCCCGCGGAAAACAAAAGGUGCUGAAGAAAAUCCCCUCGGAAGUGAUUCGGCAGGCCAAGGGAAUCGUCGUGUUCACGGCCAUGCGAACAGGCUUGUGGUUCAGUGGAGCCGGUGGAAGUGGCAUUCUGAUCGCCCGGGUGCCGGAGACCGGGGAGUGGAGUGCCCCGUCGGGGAUCUUGUUGCAUACGGCUGGAUUGGGCUUCCUUGUUGGUGCGGAUAUCUACGACUGCGUGAUGGUCAUCAAUACCUACGAGGCGCUGGAAGCAUUCACCAAGGUUAGAGUGACGCUGGGCAGCGAGAUCACUGUUGCUGCGGGCCCGAUUGGCAUGGGCGGGGUGUUGGAGUCGGAGGUACAUAAGCGCCGGGCGCCGAUUUGGUGCUAUGUCAAGAGUAGGGGUUUCUACGCGGGGGUGCAGAUUGAUGGAACAAUUGUUAUUGAGCGCAACGAUGAGAACGAAAGGUUCUAUGGUCGGAAAAUUCCAGUCAAGGAGAUCCUGAGUGGCCACGUGCGCACGGAUAACCCGUCCGUGCGAAUGUUGACGCACACGCUACGUUCCGCGCAGGGAGAUGCCAACUUUGACCAGGCUCCUGCUGGAGUGCAAGCGCCCAUGGGACCGAGUCCUAGUGAUUAUGCACCUGAGGAUCUUCAUCAUACUCAUAUGGUUAACACUGGGGCGGCCCCAGGCGGGGGAGCACCAUAUCAGCCCGGUCAAUAUCCUCCUGGGCCCCAAGUUGGUCCUGGUCCUGGUCCGCAAUAUCAAGCCGGUUCCCAGUACCAGCAAGGACCCCAGCAUCAGCAAGGGCCUCAGUAUCAGCAAACACCUCAGUAUCAGCAAACACCUCAGUAUCAGGGUGGUCCGCAGUAUCAACAUGGUGCCCCGUAUCAGCCAGGUCCUCAAUAUCAACAACCGGGUGCGCCAUACCAACCUGGUCCCCAGUAUCACCCGGGUCAUCAGUAGCCUUUGAACCGAAAUUGAUGAGCUGCGCCCGCAACAUAUCUUUGUACCUGCUUCUUCCAGCGAGACGGAUGCCCUAUUGUUAGAACACACAAGAUAACGAAUCACGAUUGAUAACAACUUUUCUAAUCAAAGAAUUCUAUAUAUGCC
Molecule: messenger RNA, 1746 nt
Organism: Aspergillus welwitschiae
Lineage: Eukaryota; Fungi; Ascomycota; Eurotiomycetes; Eurotiales; Aspergillaceae
Product: DUF500 and UBA/TS-N domain protein
Exons: 1
Coding region: 334-1599 (421 amino acids)
Molecular function (GO): phosphatidylinositol binding
Source: RefSeq, a predicted model, not a curated record